CUGGAUAGUCGUGGCUGGGGGAAUUAUGGCCUUCACUUUUGCAUGGGCGAUGGGAGCGAACGACGUGCCAAAUGCCUUUGCUUCGGUGAUCACUUCCGGUGUCUUGUCAUUCAAAGGGGCAGUGGUAGUGUCGUCAGUAUUCGAGCUGCUCGGAGCGCUGCUGAUGGGAGAGAAAGUGACAAGCACCAUCGUCCAGAACGUCGUGGAUUGGACGAAGUUGGGGGACAAAAUGAAUGGCCCUAGCUUGACAAUGUGGGGAUUAACCUGUGCGCUGGGCGCUUCAAGCGUCUGGGUAACCAUAGCCACGUUCUACGCGUGGCCAAUCUCGAGCACACACACGAUCAUAGGAGCGAUGGUGGCACACGCGCUCGUCAUGAAGGCCGGCGAGUCAAUCUAUUGGGUGAAAAAGACGGCGAAAGGCGGAACCUGGGAGGGGCUCCCGAUUUCGCCGGUUGUCGGGAUCGCGGUAUCGUGGGUGGCAUCGCCUGUGCUGGCGGCGACCUUAGCUGGCGCUUUCUUCGGACUCAUCAAACGCUUCAUACUGGUUCACGACGAUUCCGUCGAGCGUACGCUCAACUUCCUGCCUUUUACAUCCGGUUUGACCGCCUUGGUGAUCACCCUGCUAGUAAUGUUUUCCUCGACUUCUUGGCUUAAAAAAGUGGACGUUCUUAUGGCUCUCGGGAUAGCAUUCGCAGCGGCGCUGGCGGGCUGCUUGCUCGGCUAUGUCGUCGGGAUCCCGCUUGCACGGGAGAGACUGAGGAGGUAUGACAGUCUGCUAAGGCGCCAACUUGAGGCAGACGCGGAGGCUCCGCCGCCGGCUAUGGCGGCGGUGCCACCGGCGACGGAAAUCGAUGGGCGGGGGGGGAACCCCAUAGAUGGGCUUCCGGCGGGCUUGAGAUUGGAGGGAGAGGAAGUCGAUGGAGUCGGCGAUGGCCGCGGAGAUCGAGGUGACGACGAUGCAGGUCGUGGUGAUGGCAAUGCAAGGAUCGUGCCCUGGGGAUUCGGAGGACAAAUUGUUUUCGAUGAGCACACUCUUCGCCUUCACGCUCUUUCGAGGAGAUUUAAGCGUCGAACAGAAGAGUUAUUCAAGAUCUUUCAGGUCUUUGCGGGUUGCGCGAUGGCGUUUGCUCAUGGUGCCAACGACGUGGGAAAUCCGAUCGCCCCUUUCGCCGUCAUUUACGCUAUACAUCGUGAAGGUGAGGUCUUUUUUCAAUCCGAUUUCAAGGCACCGCUGCAGAUCUGGAUGCUGGUACUUGGUGGGGUGGGCAUUUGUGUCGGUUUCGCAGUAUGGGGAUGGAGAGUAGCGACCAGUAUCGGAGGAGGCUUGACGCUGAUGACGCCAUCGCGGGGCUUUUCCUGCUUGCUCACCUCGUCGUUCGUCGUUGCCGUCGCAUCCAGGUUGGGCUUACCUAUCUCGACGACACAGGUUCUGGUAGGUUCCACGGUCGGUGUGGGAGCUGCUGACAAUUUCAGGACCGUUGAUUGGUGUUUGUUCGGCAAAUUCCUGCUGUCGUGGCUUGUGACGGCCGCAGUUGCGGGUGGCAUGACCGCUCUCUUCUUCGCCAUCUCCGUCUAUUCUCCAAUUCAGCCAUAGCUCGCUCCCAAAAUCGAGAAUGUAUAUAGCUCGCUCCCAACAUCGAGAAUGUAUAGAUCCGGCUUCUGAGAGAAUCUAGUACACGAUAGAGUACUGACGCUUGAAAACCGAAAGCGAUAAAGGAACUUUAAGACA
Molecule: messenger RNA, 1729 nt
Organism: Chara braunii
Lineage: Eukaryota; Viridiplantae; Streptophyta; Charophyceae; Charales; Characeae
Source: the annotation of a GenBank genome assembly